AUGGCUCAACAACAAGCACCUACUGCUUCCCCUGCAGAAUUAGAUGGACCGACCGACCCUAGAAUUCAAAGUUCAACCAAGAACCAAGACCCUGGUAAGUUAACUAAGAGAGAAGACGAACUAAAGGAAGACAAAAGUGAAGAGGCCGUAGAGCAAGAAGAACCAUAUCUGCCUCCACCACCGUAUAAACCUUUUGUCCCGUACCCUCGAAGACUUGUUAAAUCCAAAAGUGUAGGGCAAUUCAAGAAACCACUGAAUAUCACAAUACCCUUUACAGAAGCCAUCACUCAAAUGCCCUCAUACGCUAAGUUUCUUAAGGAGAUCUUAUCUAACAAGAAGAAAAUCGAGGAUAACAAAACUGUUACACUUACUGCUGAGUGUAGCGCUAUAAUUCAAAAUAAUAUGCCUCAUAAGCUGAAAGACCGAGGGAGUUUCUCAAUACCCUGUGUAAUCAGAAAGUUUGUCAUAUACAAAACAUUAUGUGACUUAGGAGCCAGUAUGCUAGAGAACGUUCUAGUGUGCAUAGGUCAAUUCUAUAUUCCUACUGAUUUCAUAAUCAUAGACAGAAAUGAGGAUUCCAAUAUUCCUAUCAUAUUAGGAAGACCAUUCUUAGCCACUGUAGAGCUAUUAUAG
Molecule: messenger RNA, 633 nt
Organism: Lathyrus oleraceus (garden pea)
Lineage: Eukaryota; Viridiplantae; Streptophyta; Magnoliopsida; Fabales; Fabaceae
Exons: 3
Coding region: 1-633 (210 amino acids)
Source: RefSeq, a predicted model, not a curated record